AUGAAAGGCCACACACACGAGGAUGUCGACCAACUCUUCAGUCGGUUUGGGAAGAAACUUUCAACAAACAAUGUUGUAACAGUUAAAGGUAAACGAAUUACUUGAACAAUCUUUCCUUGGUACGGAUGCAAAAUUUGUGUCGUACAGUGUUUUAUUACCCUUUAAUGGCACUUUAGACUGUGCCUCAGGCUAUAAAGUCCACACAAAUAUAUAAAAUGUCUUGUUUAGCAUACUAUAUAAUUAUAAUUAUAAUUUAAAUACUUACUAAAACUUGAUAUACCAUAGCGUAGACCUCGUGUAAACUAGCAUUAUAGCUAACUGGGGAUCUCUCCUCCAACGCCUUGCAGUUGGUGCAUGCCUUUGUCCUUUGUUUUGGAAAACAAUUCGUACAAUUUUAACUUUUUUAUCCAGUAAAGCAAUAGACCUUAUUCAUAAAUCGUGAUCGAGGCCUCGUAUCCUAGGAAACGGGGAAAAACGCGGGAGAAUUGACAAAAUGUUUUUUUGCUGUCGGCUAUGGCAGCUUUUUUUCGUCAAUAUUACGGCUUUUUUCGAAAAUAAUAUCUAUAAAACUGAGUUUGAAAGUUGAAAAAAAUACUUCUGAGAAAAUAUAACAUGAUAUUUAAAGCAAAAGAUGCUGGAGUCAAUCGAAAAAGGAAACCUUUGACUUUGUAUUAUUGUCGUAGUUUGUAUGGCCAAAACAAACAACCAACAAGGCUACAAAACGUCUAUACAACACCAAAAUCGUAAGAAAUAUGAAACUAUUGUUGAAGAAAUAAGAUUACAACUCACUCAGGUAAUGUAGCCUUCAUUUUUUAAACUUGUAAGCUGCUUGCAGAAUGUUAUCGAGCCACAGCCAUAGUUCAUAUUUUCCCGUACGAAUCAAUGACAUUUGACGUUCUCUUGUGAUUUUUGACCUGUUGUUUUCUUUCAUAUUAAUGUCAAAUUCGAAAAAUUAUACUUUCAUUCCAUAGUUGUCUUGAUUUUUCACGGAAUAACCUUUAUAUUGACGUUAAAAUCUCAGUAAAAUACUGUUUUUCGCUUCUGUAUAAACACUGUCGCUACGUUGUCAUUUUUUCCACACAAAAACGGGAGAAAAACCGGUCGCUUUUAUAAUAUACUCGUUUACCGCUUUCGUUGUGGGCACAAAGUCUUCAAAUACACACAAAAAGCGUUAUAAAUCGCAAAAAGCAACAAGAAACAAGCCGUUGAAGUCGAUAUAUAGCAUCUGAAUUUGGCUUGUCAAGCAGUUUUCGCUUGUUUUCCCGCGUUUUUUCCCCGUAUCCUAGGAUACGAGGCCUCGUCACGAUUUAUGAAUAAGGUCUAUACUUAUCAAUUUAAAAAACUUACACGAAGUUUCUAACUGAAGCCGAGUAAAACCCAGCAGUAUGAAAGAUUGGGGCGAGUAUAAAAAUGAAAUAUGGCGACGAAACGCAAAAAAAAAUAAAGUACAGUAAUUUAUAAUUUUGCUUCGAAGUUUAAAGGAUUAUUUCGGGAACAAAAGAAGAGCUUUCGAAGAUUCCGACAUUUAAAACACAGAAAUGUUUUUAUGAGUGAGUGUAUAAAACCGUUUCUAACAUAUUCAUAUUAAAUUUUUGUAUACGUUUCUAUAUAUAAAAUAUUAAGACCCAAAUUCAUCUCAGCCUGAGUGUAUUACUCAGUAUAGAAUCCUAUUGGCUAUAAUUCUAGUUUAUAUACCUUAAAUUGUGUUAAUUUAUCACUUUAGAUCUUUUGUCUGAUUGCCUUUUUAGAUUUGCUAUCACUUUUCAAGGAGUCUUACACCCCCACUCCAGAGACUGUGUUAUUGGAUAGCAUGUUUAAUGUGAGGGAAUGGCUAAAAACCAUAAAUCCAAGCCUGCGCAAUAUAUCCAACCCUCACAUUUUUGUUAUUGUGAAGAAUGGAAAAGGUGAUGUUGUGCUACGCUACAAACAUUGGAGCAGAGACACAGAAUGGAAACCUUCAAAAGAUCCAAAUAAAGGAAUUGUGAUGCUUACUGCAGUAUGUAUUUUGAAAUACUGAACUCAUGUGGUUUACUAAUAUCAUACGAUUAUUUUUGCCACUUGCCCCUGUAUGGUGGUUAAUUAAAACAAUAGUAUGGCCUGUAUGGUUUUUUUUCUGCGUUGGUGUUAUGCACUCAGGUGAAUAUGAUGCUUGUGAUGUUACUCUGAGCGUAUGUUACUCUGAGUGUAUAUGCCUGAUCGAGAUUUGGAGUCACCAUCGCUCUAUAAUUAGCAAGCUUAAAUCUAGUAUGUGGACAUGACAAAAAGACAGUUACUUACGCUUUUCCCUGUGUGGAUAUACACUCAUAGUAACAUCACAAGCAUCAUGAUGGAGACAUUGCUGGAGUACUGGCAAAUUGUAUUUAAAUUAAUCAAUAAGCCAGUAAUUAAUUGCCAAAUAAUUUGCAUAUAUAUGAUAGCAUGACCAGUUGCAUAUUUCAUUAUAGGAUGUGCUCAUUCCUACAGUACCUCCAGACUACGUGCCAUCAUCACCUGACAAUGUUGAUAUAGAACGCCUUAAACGAGACAUUCCAAAGUAUAUCGACAACUCAAGGGUUGUUACAGAUGCUCAAAGAUCGUGGUGGGCUGAAUUUUUUUCAAAUUCUGCUGAAACAUAUGGUGUUGGACCAGCAAAAUCAUCAACUUGGCUAUUGGAUGACCUGCAGCUUAUAAAAGAAAGGGGCAUUACCAGAGCUGAACAUACCGAUAACCAACAUCCAACAGUACAAGAUCAAGAAGUGCCAAAUCCAUGCAGCGUAGCAGCCCAGAUGAAUGAGAUGGUGCAGGGUCAGCUAGGUGACAUUCCUGAGGUAUAAAUGAGUUCCAAUGUUUUAUGCUCUGUAAAAUUUCUUGAUGGCCUGUGUUCUUUUCAAACCUCAUCACCAGUAAGAAUUUAUCCAGGAUUCUUUUCAGGGAUUUUUUAGGGCCGUUAAACGGCCCAAAAAACCCAUCUUGAAUUGAGUUUUGAAACUCAAUCUUCUCACCAAAGUUUCUGUGCAGUAAAAAUGAAGUUUGAGUUAAAUUCGUGACGUGUGGAAAUUAGUUUUCAGUUGGAAACCCGACAAUUAAGAAAAAAUGGCUGGAAUUCAUCUCACAACACAAGAAAAACUAUGCAUUUGCCAUCUUUAACCAGUUUAUAGUGUCCCUCAAUGCCCCUGUUUUAACACAUUCCGUCUCAACUACAUUUAUUGAGUACAAGUGUCAGCUCCCCGGUAGGGGUGGGAGGGGGGGAGGGGUGCAACCACCACAGCUGUUCAGCUAAACUCAAUCUUCUCUCCAAAAAUGGACCCAACAGAAAAUCCUGGAAAAAACCCUGUUAUCAUACUAGCAUAUAUCCUGUAGUACCGUAGUAAUUUGUGGUAUCUAUUAUAAUAUAUAUAGGUUUACACAGGAUCUUACGUAAAGCCUUCUGGGAUCAUUUCAGUGGACAACAUUUGGGAUCAUGUUAUAGUUGAUGGAUUUGUGGCUGUUUCCCUUGAAGGAUACAAAAACGUGCCUGUCAUUGCAAAAGUAGUGAAAACAGAGACCGAGACAGUAACAAUACAUUAUUGGAAAGGAUCUUGGAACAAGAAAUGGCAACCUUGGCUUCUCUCAAAUGGUGAUCCAUGGACUGAUGUCCUGCCAAAAGAUUGUGUAUAUUUGACAGCAUUUGAACUGAUUGAUGGUAAACUACAGCCUGAUACGAAACGACAAAUGAGAACCUUCUUGAAGCAAGCUAUGAAGGAUUAA
Molecule: messenger RNA, 3726 nt
Organism: Paramuricea clavata
Lineage: Eukaryota; Metazoa; Cnidaria; Anthozoa; Malacalcyonacea; Plexauridae
Source: the annotation of a GenBank genome assembly